CACUGACAUGCUCCAAAAUGCGUUACUAUAAUCAAAAGCGAAGAAGAAGUUAAAACCGGAAGUAUAUGUCUCACCUCACGGACCACACAGCCAUUGAAUCUACAGGAAAACGGUGCAUUCUUUCAAAGAAACUGGAUAUGAAGAAGCAAGACACGGACGAGUCGGUCACCCCGUGCAACGAGGAUGCUCCAUCUGCAGUAGAGGGAACAGAGUCACCCGCGAUCGCCAAAGACAGACUGGACAGCGGCCUUAAAGAGUCUGAAAUGGAGCCUAGGGGUGACGAGGCAGUGAGCGAUGGUACGUUAGCUCACUCUCAACGCGACAAGGCUGAUGAGCUGAGCAGGCAGCUGGAGGACAUCCUGAGCAUCUACUGCAGACAGAGCCGUUCCGACGAUGCCGGCGCCCUUGCCAAUGGCCAGUCGCACAGCCCUGAGCUAAACGGGGUGGAGAAAGACGAUAACAAGCCGAGCAAAUCCAAGGGUGGCAGCGGAGAGGAGAAGGAGCAAAAGAAGACACAGGAGAAGAAAAAAGUGAAGGGUCUAGGCAAAGAAAUCACACUCCUCAUGCAAACUCUCAACACAUUGAGCACACCAGAGGAGAAACUGGCAGGCCUCUGCAAGAAGUAUGCUGAACUGCUGGAGGAGCACCGCGACAGCCAGAAGCAGAUGCGAGCGCUGCAGAAGAAGCAGACCCAGCUGGUGCAGGAGAAGGACAACCUGAGGAACGAACACAGCAAGGCCAUCCUGGCUCGGAGCAAACUGGAGAGCCUGUGCAGGGAGCUGCAGAGACACAACCGCACGCUCAAGGAGGAAGGGAUCCAGAGGACCCGACUGGAGGAGGAGAAAAGAAAGGAAGUGACGUCUCACUUCCAGGUGACGCUCAAUGACAUCCAGGUGCAGAUGGAGCAGCACAACGAGAGGAACGCCAGCCUGCGGCAGGAAAACACGGAGCUGGCCGAGAAGCUGAAAAAGCUCUACGAGCAGUACAAGUUACGGGAGGAGCACAUCGACAAAAUGGUGAAGCACAAGGACCUGCAGCAGCAGCUGGUAGACACCAAACUUCACCAGGCGCAGGAGCUGCUCAAAGAGUCGGAGGAACGCCACGACAGGGAGAAAGAUUUUCUGCUGAAAGAGGCGGUGGAGUCUCAGCGCAUGUGCGAACUGAUGAAACAGCAGGAAGGUCACCUCAAGCAGCAGCUGUCACUCUACACCGAGAAGUUUGAGGAGUUCCAGACCACCUUGUCCAAGAGCAACGAGGUCUUCACCACCUUCAAGCAGGAAAUGGAGAAGAUGACCAAGAAGAUCAAGAAGCUGGAGAAGGAGACGGCCAUGUAUCGCUCCAGGUGGGAGAGCAGCAAUAAGGCUCUUGUGGAGAUGGCCGAGGAGAAAGCCGUACGGGACCGUGACUUCGAGGCCCUCCAGGGCAAAGUGCAGCGGCUGGAGAAGUUGCGGCGGGCCCUCAAAGUGGAACGUAACGAACUCAACAAGAAGGUACAGAACCUCAGCGGGACCUCCGAGGCGCCCGCCUCCGACCCCACGGCCGACUCCCCUUCCCCCCCACCCACGAACUCUCUGCCGGAAGGCGACGCCGAGGGCUCGGAGGCCACCAGCAGCCCUGACACCCCUGAGCAGAACACGGACGCGCUGCAGCCGGUCGGCACGCACGAAUGAUCACAUCCUGGAGGAAGCGGUGACAGGGGACUUCCUGUUCUUUGCAACUGCAUUGACUGUCAUGUGCUUGGUUUCCAGCAAUAUAGUGUCACAGCCCUCAGAUGAUUAUUAUAAAAUAUUACUUGGCAUCUGUGGAAACCUCAGCAGUGUUAGCUAAUGUUACCUUGACAAACACUUUCAUGCUUACACAGCCAAUAACACGCACACACACACACACACACACGCUGAGGUCCUUUAGUACAUGCAGUAUUGUCACCACCACCUCUCCAAGGAUGUCCCAUAAUAGCCAGUAUGAAUGUUCUCCACAUCUUGCAGUGUUCAGGGAGCGCUAUGCAACACUUUGCGUUGAUUCUGUGGCAGUCUGAAGCAAGAAGCACUUAGAAUGUACCUUCAUCACAUCCGCCGUGCCGAUCGUGGUCCAAGUUGUAGUAAUUGAGACAAGUUUAAAAGUCCCCCCCCCACCGCCCCCCCCCCACACACACACAAAAGCAAUUAUUUCUCUAAAUACUAAUUCCCACGUAGCACUGGAAACAAAUCCUUCCUCCCGUGUCUCACAAAACUCAUGACCAUGUAAAGCAGGGGUCGGGAACCUUUUUGGCUCAGAGAGUCAUGAAAGCCACAUAUUUUUAAGCAAGACAGUUCUACAGUAUAAGAAGUCUCUGAAUUUAUUGUUUUUAAUAACAUUGUUACCCUGAAGCUAUCCAAUAAUAAUAAAAUAUUUCUUACAGCAAUGCAACUUUGAUUUGCACCAUACUAUGUAUCUUUCUUUUCACCAUCUUUUUGUUAAAGGUGUUUGUGUUGCAGAAUUAUCUAGCUGGCAAUUUAAUGAAAGGAGGGAGGUUUUCUUAUUGACACGUGGGUCAUCAAAAGAGCCAUAUCUGGCUCCCAAGCCAUAGGUUCCCUACCCCUGAUACGAAGGACCAAAGAUAUUCCUUGCCCUUUCUUUUGCUCUGAUUUUUUUUGUUCAAUAAAAAUAUUUAGAGCCUAUAAAUCACUGCUGUUUUUU
Messenger RNA from Doryrhamphus excisus (bluestripe pipefish), 2676 nucleotides. RefSeq names its product taxilin alpha (gene txlna). NCBI's taxonomy places the organism in Eukaryota, Metazoa, Chordata, Actinopteri, Syngnathiformes, Syngnathidae. Gene Ontology annotation, molecular function: syntaxin binding. The record is from RefSeq and is a predicted model, not a curated record.